Molecule: messenger RNA, 396 nt
Organism: Rotaria socialis
Lineage: Eukaryota; Metazoa; Rotifera; Eurotatoria; Philodinida; Philodinidae
Source: the annotation of a GenBank genome assembly
AUGCGACAUUAUCUUAUUUUUAUCGUGUUUAACAUUUUCUGUUCAUCCAUCAAUGCGCAAUCAGAAGAUAGUUCAACAGUAUAUACUAUUGCUCAAAGUGUUACUGAAGAAAAACCAACAUUUGCUACAAUUACUGAAUAUAACACAGCCACUGGUCAAAGCACUGAACAAAAAACAAACGAUCAAGCUAGUAUGAUGUAUACAAUCUUAGACCCAACAACUUCUAUAUCGAACAUUAGCUCGACAACAACUGUUUCAAAUAAACCACAUCUAUUUUCAUAUGUUGAACCGCCACCGCAUCCACUUGGCUAUUGUGUUCUUUCAUUUUUACGUUGUUCAAAAAUUCGUCGUUGCUGCAAAGGACCAUGCGAUGGCAAUUCAUUGAGAUGUCCAUAA